ACUUGGGCCACAAUUAUUCCCUAACGAUCCAUACGGGAAUUGGGCUUACGCUCUCAUAUUAAAUGAGCAAUAGCUUGAUCGGAAUGCCUUCCAAUCCAGCCGUAGUCCAUAACUCUUCUGUUUUCCCCUCAAAAUUUCAGGCAUUGCUGUAUAGGCUGUCCGGUGAUUAUAAUCCAGUGGAUUCAGAUCCUGCCAUUGCUAAAGUCGCAGGGUCUGUAAUCUCUCCAAUCCUUUAUCUCCUCAUUAGUUAUUCUUUCACAUUGUUGUCGUUGUUUCAAAGUAACAGCACCCAUGUUCUGCAUCGACAUUGCAGAUUCCCACGUCCUAUAUUGCACGGACUGUGCAGUGUGCACUCUUGGAUUUGCAGUCCGUGCAGUCAUCAAAUGCAUCGGUAGAGGAGACGCGAAUGCAGUGAAGAACAUCCUGGGAAGGUUCCUCUUACACGUUUACCCUGGCGAGACUCUAAUCAGCGAAAUGUGGCUUCAAGGCUCGAGGGUCCUUUACCAGACAAAAGUCAAAGAAAGAGAUCGGACCGUGCUGGCUGGCUAUGUCGAUCUUCAUCAUAUACCUUCAGCUCUGUAAACCCAGUGGGCAAAAAUGUCUGAAAACAAUUGUUCUGGGGAGGAGAUCGUUAAUUGCCCUAUUAGCAGUGGGAAAAUGACAUUCGUGCAGAAGCUGGCAAUAGUGUAUGCUUAUAAGUUAUGUUGGUCGAGUGAUUGUGGUAUCGAACUUUGAAUUCAAAAAUUUCAAUUUCUUUUUUCUAUAAAAAAAAAUUCCAAUU
Molecule: messenger RNA, 781 nt
Organism: Linum trigynum
Lineage: Eukaryota; Viridiplantae; Streptophyta; Magnoliopsida; Malpighiales; Linaceae
Source: the annotation of a GenBank genome assembly